Phragmites australis (common reed) is the source of this 2003-nucleotide messenger RNA. RefSeq names its product putative UPF0481 protein At3g02645. The transcript is spliced from 2 exons. The record is from RefSeq and is a predicted model, not a curated record. The coding region runs from base 83 to 1744 and encodes 553 amino acids. NCBI's taxonomy places the organism in Eukaryota, Viridiplantae, Streptophyta, Magnoliopsida, Poales, Poaceae.
CAACUCCAUUCUUAAAGCCCCAAAAGCAAUAAAAAAUAAAACUUCGAUACAUACAUCUAUACUAGCAUUAAGGUUGAGCGCGAUGGCGGUGUCGGCGGCGAACGCCUGUUUAUUGCAGUUGGACAACGAGGAGCACUGGUUGCACCGGGUGCGGCAGAGCCUGGAGCGGGACACUGCCGAGGAGCUAGGCACGGCGGCCAAGGUGCUCGACGUCCCGCGCACCUUGCGCGACACGAAGCCGGAGUUGUACGCGCCGCAUCGCUUCGCGCUGGGGCCGUACCACCAGGCCCGCGCCGACCUCAUGGGUAUGGAGCGCUACAAGCUCGCCGCCGCCAAGCGCGUAGAGAAGCUCUUCACCGGCGACCGCAAGAUCGACCAACUUGUGCAGCGCUUCCUCGGCCUCGUCGGCGAGAUACGAGUGAUGUACCACAGGUUCCUGGAGAUAAACGAUCUGACGCUAGCUUGGAUGAUGGCCAUCGAUACGUGCUUCAUGCUCGACUUCCUCGAGAACUACCACCGCGAAGAGACCACGGACAUGGUGUCCUCGGCCACCAACUGGAUCAAUUCCGUCGUGCGCGACUCCAUGAUGCUUGAGAACCAGAUCCCGCUCUUCCUCUUCGCCAAGACUCUCGAGCUCCGCAACGCCACCGAGCUGGAUGCCGACAACGUGGUGCCCGCCGUUUUCGACCGGUUCAUAAAAAAUGUGUCCCCCAUCAAGAUCAAAGCCGACCUGCCCAUCGGCGACUUGGGCAAACAUGCGCACCUGCUCGACCUCCUGUACCACUUCCUCGUCCCGAACGCGACCGUCUACGACGAGAGUAGCGGCGGCCAGGACCGACCAGGCCGAUUCCAAGAGGUCUGCCACGACGACCUCGAGAAGCAGGAGCUCCCGGACUACGACAAGGUGAAGCAGGCGUGCGUUCGCGUGUGCAGCCUCAACGUGGCACCGGUGCGGUUCCUCAAGAAGAACCUCAUCUCCCGGCCGAUGAGCUUGGUGUCGAACCUCUCGGGGAAGAUCACGCGCAAGGUGCCGGUGCUCGCUGCACUGGUGCCGGCCGUCGGCAAGCUGAUGCAGUCCGUGGACGUGACGGAGCUGCUCGAGGGCAUGAACCUAGGGGGCAUGGUGAACUCACCGCUGAUGGCACAUGAGAUCAAGAUCCCGUCGGUGGAGCAGCUGGUCCGGUGCGGCGUCCGGUUCGUGCCGGCGCAAAAGGGCAUCGCAGGGAUUGCCUUCGACGGGGCGACAGCGACGCUGAGCCUCCCCGCCAUCACGCUGGAUGGCAACACGGAGGUGAUCCUGCGGAAUCUGGUGGCCUACGAGGCCGUCGCAGUGCGCGGGCCGCUAGUGCUCGCGCGGUACACGGAGCUGAUGAACGGCAUCAUCGACACGGGCAAGGACGUGAAGAUCCUGCAGCAGAGCCGCGUGGUGACGAACCAGAUGAAGAGCGACAAAGAGGCGGCAGGCAUGUGGAACGGGAUGUGCCGGGCGAUGCGGCUGAGCAAGGUGCCGCGGCUGGACGGCGUGAUACGGGCGGUGAACGUGCACCGGAACAAGAACAAGGCGGUGCGGGCGAAGAAGCUGCUUAAGAAGUACGUAUUCGGGUCGUGGAGGAUGCUGACGCUGCUCGCCUCCGUCGUGCUGCUGCUCAUGACGGCGCUGCAGACCUUCUGCUCCGCCUACCCGUGCAAAGACAGCUGGUUCGGCAGCCUGCUGGAGCUGCCGCUCAAUCAAGAUGGAAAAUAGAUAUAACUACUAAUUAUCUACUAUGGCAUAGACGUAACAGCCCAAAUCACUGAGCCUGAAAAAUAAAUUUAUUUUAUAAAGAAAACAAAUAUGCUAGCUAGAUAAAACUUAAGGAGUGUAUAUGUGUAUAUGUACAUGAGUGUGCAUAUACAUAUACAUAAAAAGAGGUUAUCCUUUUAAUGGAAAUAUAAAUGUGUGUGUGUGUGUAAAUGAUUGGUUGUUUGAAUUGGUUGCUUAUAUAAGUAUAUGUGUUGUUUAA